AUGUCGGGCAUUCUCGCAGGCAAACUCGCCAUCAUCACCGGCGGAUCGCGGGGCAUCGGCGAAGCGAUCGCGCACAACCUCGCGCGCAAAGGCUGCUCGCUCCUCCUCAACUACACGUCAGACUCGUCGCGGGCGCGCACCGAGUCGCUCUGCGCACAGCUGGCGCGCGAGCACUCGAUCCGGUGCGUGCCCGUGCAGGCCGACCUCUCCGACCCGGCGCCAGCCAUCGAGCGCAUCCUCGACGUCGCCAAGGCCGAGUUCUCCUCCACCUCCGCUGCACAACCAUCGCUGACGAUCGACAUCCUGAUCAACAACGCCGGCGUCAGCAAGGACCGCUUCCUCAACGACGCAACCAAAGGCGCCAUCGACGCCGACUACUUCCACUGGCACUACACGAUCAACGUGCUGGCGCCGCUGCUCCUCACGCAGGCCAUCGCCCCGUACCUGCCGCGCACGCCGCCGCGCGCCGGCCGCAUCGUCAACAUCUCCUCCAUCUCGUCGUCGCUGGGCUUCACGGGCCAGAGCGUGUACGGCGGCACCAAGGCGGCGCUCGAGGCGAUGACGCGCACCUGGGCGCGCGAGCUGGCCGAUGUCGCCACGGUCAACGCCGUCAACCCCGGCCCCGUCAUCGGGGACAUGUACUUCGCCACCGGCGAGGCGUUCUGGCAGCAGAUGCAGGGGUUCCAGGAUAAUACGCCGGGUAGCAAGAUGUUUGAGGAGGACCCGUUGGUGGGGCAGUUGACGGAGGAGCAGAAGCGGUUGAUCCGCGAGAAGAUGGGCGGCCGGCGGCCCGGGUUCACGGCCGAGGUUGCCGGUGUGGUGGGGAUGUUGUGCUCCGAGGAUGCGGGGUGGUGUACGGGGAGUGUGGUGCCAUCAUCAAGUCAAUCCACGUCAAUUCACCCAGCACUUGAACCCACCCUGCAAAGAAAGAGAACCAUGUCCGCCCGCACCCUGACCCGCACCAAGCUCCCGCCGCGCACCCUCCACCACCCCCCUCAAUCCCGCCCACCGGCAUCCUUCCUCCGUCUCCGACCUCUAUCAACAGCAGCAACAGCAGCAGCAGCAGCAGCAGCAAAUCCCCAAAGACAUAAUCUCACCCUCACCCGCACCCUCCACCAAAAGCCUACCCCCCGCCUCCCCCUCCUUCACACCCCGCCAUGCGGAAGAAGACCCUACACAACCGGUAAAUCAACAAGCGACAUCAUCGUCGAAGAGCUCCAGGAUCUGUACGAAACAGCCAAGGACGAAUUCGAAAUCGCCACCGAAAGCACCGACGCAGCAACAAUCUACGCGGCCUCGGACCGCGAGGCGGCGCGCGACGCCCUGAACGAGCUGCUGGCCGUGUACACGCUGUACACACGAGACGUGUCGCUACUGGACGCGGCGGGGCGGUCGGGGGUGGAGAAGUUGCUAGACGGGGAGGAGGUGAAGAUCGAUACCGGGUUGAAUCCGCAGGGGAUUGAGGAUGCCGUCCGCCAGGAGGUGCGGAGGAGGGUGGGGCAGCGGGUGCGGGAGUUGAAGGCCGCGGUUGAGGGGUUGGAAUUGAGGGGACAUGAGGAAUAG
Messenger RNA from Aspergillus uvarum CBS 121591, 1563 nucleotides. Its product is annotated as SDR family NAD(P)-dependent oxidoreductase. Lineage: Eukaryota; Fungi; Ascomycota; Eurotiomycetes; Eurotiales; Aspergillaceae. The record is from RefSeq and is a predicted model, not a curated record. Bases 1 to 1563 code for a protein of 520 amino acids. The transcript has 4 exons. Gene Ontology annotation, molecular function: oxidoreductase activity, acting on the CH-OH group of donors, NAD or NADP as acceptor.